Molecule: messenger RNA, 2553 nt
Organism: Carya illinoinensis
Lineage: Eukaryota; Viridiplantae; Streptophyta; Magnoliopsida; Fagales; Juglandaceae
Exons: 3
Coding region: 1-2553 (850 amino acids)
Source: RefSeq, a predicted model, not a curated record
AUGAGGUGGCAUAAAACAGAGCGUGUUGAUGAUACCACCCACAUGAGACAUCCGGCAGAUUCACAGGUCUGGAAAGACUUUGAUAGGAAGCAUGCCUCAUUUGCUGAAGAUCCUCGUAAUGUCAGACUUGGUUUAGCGAGUGAUGAGUUCAACCCAUUCAAUAACAUGAGCAAGCCGUAUAGUAUUUGGCCGGUGCUACUUGUGCCUUACAACUUGCCUCCUUGGUUAUGCAUGAAGGAUCCAUACUUGAUGAUGUCUUUGUUAAUCCCUGGACCAAAGGCACCGGGAAAUGAUAUUGACGUGUUCAUGCAUCCACUAAUAGAUGAGUUGGUAGAAUUAUGGGAAGAGGGAGUUCGUACAUAUGAUGCAUACAAACGAGAAUUCUUUGUAUUGAGGGCGGCAUUGCUCUGGACUAUUAAUGACUUCCCUGCAUAUGCUAAUCUCUCCGGCUGGAGCACAAAGGGUAAGAUGGCCUGCCCUACUUGUAAUGCUGAAACAGAUUCAUUGUGGUUGGUUCAUGGCCAAAAACACUGUUAUAUGGGCCAUCGUCGUUGGUUGGAGGUAGAUCAUAGUUGGAGACGGAAAAAAAAUGCUUUUAAUGGUAAGGAGGAAAACCGUCUCCAACCUAAAUUGAUCACAGGACAUGCUUUAUUGGAACAAUUAAAUGAGGUCUCAGAUGUGCAGUUUGGUAAAUCUACUUCAAAGAAGAGGAAACGUUUGCCCAAUGAACUUAAUUGGACAAAAAGAAGUAUCUUCUUUGAGCUUCCAUACUGGUUAGACUUGGGAUUAAGACAUAACUUGGACGUCAUGCACAUUGAGAAAAACAUUUGUGAUAAUGUGUUGGGAACUUUGAUGGAUAUUGAUGGCAAAAGUAAGGACACUGCCAAUGCGCGUAGGGAUUUGGAACAUCUUGGACUAAGGAAAGAGUUACAUCUACAACAUGAUGGUGAUCGUACUUCUAUGCAGUGUGCAUGUUACGUGUUAAAUGCAACUGAGCGAAGGAGUCUUUGUGCUCGGUUGGCAGACGUCAAAUUCCCUAAUGGUUUUGCCUCAAAUAUUGCCCGGUGUGUCAACGUUAGUGACGGGAAAAUAAUGGGAAUGAAGAGCCAUGAUUGUCAUAUAUUCAUGCAAUACUUGUUGCCGGUUGUAAUUGGUGGGUUCCUACCUGCUAAUGUGCGUCGAGCCCUAAUAGAGUUGUGCUUGUUUUUCAAAGAAUUAUGUUCUCGAACACUAGAUAAAACAGUGUUGGAACGGCUUCAAAAAAAUAUCCCCAUCAUUCUCUGCAAACUGGAAAUGAUAUUCCCACCUGCAUUUUUCGAUAUCAUGGUGCACCUUGCUAUUCAUCUACUAGACGAAGCGUUGCUAGCAGGACCUGUUCAGUACAGGUGGAUGUACCCCUUUGAGAGGUAUAUGGGUAAGUUUAAGAGGUACGUUCGCAAUAGAGCUCGUCCAGAAGGAUCCAUUGCUGAAGCAUAUGUUCACGUAGAGUGCUUGACAUUUUGCUCUAUGUACCUUAAUGAUAUUGAGACUAGACAUAACCGAGAGGAAAGGAACAUUGAUGUUGGUUUAUGCUCCCAACAGCCAAGUUUAUCUGUUUUCUCCCAAAAGGUUCGCCCAUUAGGUGGGGCAAAAAUAUCUGAAUUGCCUGGUACCGUGUUGUCCAAGGCUGAGUGGUACGUGCUUAAUAAUUGCCCGGAGAUUGAGCACUAUAUAGAUGACCAUUAUAACAAGAUGAAGGAAGAGGGCUUGAGUAACUUCGAGCAUAGGCACCAAAGUCAAUUCCCAUCAUGGUUUAGAGCACGCAUUGCGGAGUUGCAUGCAAUGACUCCUCCCGAGGUGACAGAUGACAUAUAUGCAUUAGCAUGUGGACCAGAUCCACUGGUCGCAUCAUACCAUGGCUGUAUCAUGAAUGGAAUUCGGUUUCACUCGAAGAACCUCGAAACGCGUCGACUCACCCAAAACAGUGGGGUUGUUGUUUAUGGCAACCAUCAAGGUAACCCUGUUGACUACUACGGCCAGUUGACGGAGGUCAUAGAAUUACGCUACAUGGGUUGGCGUAAGUGCUUCUUGUUCAAAUGUGAUUGGUGGGACAUUGGCGACAAGAGAAGAGGGAUACAAGUUGGGGAUCAUUUCACAAGUGUCAAUACUUUGAGGCAAUGGUAUAAAGAUGAGCCUUUCGCUCUAGCCUCCCAAGCAUUGCAAGUGUUUUACAUUAAGGACCCAACUUUGGGGGGAAGUUGGCAUGCAGUACACAAGAUAUCAACUAGGAAUGUUUACAAUAUUGGGCAUAAAUCAUCAGAAUUCCAUGAUGAUGAUGAUGAUGAUUCCUCCACUGUUGACGCAGAAGACGAUAGUGACACUGAUGUUAGGAACUAUGAUCCUGUUGAUGAAAAUGAUGGAUUUCUCAAUCCAUUGACCCGGGUCGGGGAAGAGCAAUUACCAGUUGAUCCAUCAACCAUAUCUAGAUCACAAUUAUCCCCAAUAGGUGAUGAUGAGGACACUGAUAAUGAUGACGUGCAAAACAAUGAUUUUUUGGAUGGAGAACAUAGAUGA